AGGCGGGAACAAUCUAUUUGUAGUAUUUAUAUAAACUACAGUAUUUACAUGCAGUCAGACAGAGCAUGAACCUGAGCAGAGAAACUCAUUAAAACUACUGAACUCCCACUGAGGCGGGCAGCGUCGUCCCGACUGGUCUGCGCGCAGCGGGGAAGAAGAGGGAAGAGACCCUGGAGUCGUUGGCAGAAGACCAACACGUAUGCCAAAGGAUGAAGUACAGUAUAUGUGUGUGUGUGUAGAGAGAGAGAGAGAGAGAGAGAGAGAGCCUUGUGUUAACGCAUAAACAAUGAACGCGGGGGAGGAGCAUUUAUAGGCGGGAAGUUCAAUCAUCUCAACAGGUUGUGACCGGUUCACCGUCAGGACAACAUCUGAGCGAGACGCUGAUGAAAAAUGCCUAGUAUGACAAUCAAACGGGCCCUCACAGAGGAACUGGGGGACCUGAAGAAAAAAGACUUUAAAAAAUUCUGCCACCAUCUGCGGGACCGCAGAGAGGAGCCGCGGAUCACCCGCAGUGAUGUUGAAGAUCAAGAUGUUUUGAGCAUCACAGACGUCUUGGUUUCUAAAUUCACCGAGCGCAAAGCUCUCAAAGUGACUCUGGACACACUGGAGGAGAUUGGCUGCAACGAGGAGGCAAAGAGACUGGAUGCAAGAACCAAAGCCUGUGUGGACAAUGGUGACCCUGCACUACCGAGGGCCUCGAGCGGCAGGUUGCAGAUGAAGCCCUCACAGGAGGCCCUGACGUAUGCGGCCGGCCAGGGGCCCAUGCAGGAUGCUCGACGGGGGAGUCCUCCUGUGAAGAACAAGGAGGAGGUGGAGGCUGAAGCAAAGGCCCACGUUCGCUCUGAAGGGGGGGGGGACCCUUCAAAUGCUCAGCUCGUGUUGAGUGGGUUUACGAUUCAGUUUGGCAAGUACAAAGGAAAAACGUUCAAGUGGCUGCUGGAGAAUGAUGUGGGUUACGUUGCCUACAUAGUGGCUAGCCACCAGUUGGAGCGAGGGCAAGGGAACACAAUGUGUCAGACGCCACUGAUGGCCAACAAGAGGUCCUUGGAGAAAUACGCGACUGCUUACCCUGAGGUUCUUGACGAAGUCCGCCGCAGUCGAUCCGUCCAGUCAGUCCAAAACGGGGAAGCGCUUCUCGGCUUUGGUAAAUAUAAAAAGCUGAAACUGCGGAGUCUGUACCAGUCGAAGGAUUCGGAAAAAAUCAGUUAUGUUAAUUACCUCCGGGGCAUGAAGUCUAAAUGUGACCCGGGGUCCAAAAUGGAGGUUGCUGUCCAAUACAUCUUGAAGCGUGACCGAGAGCAGGCCGCAGGUGCCGCCAGGAAGUCGACCACCAGGAGCGCCCGCCAGGCAGUCACAAACGGCCCAAGAGAUAUGAGCCCAAAACCGCAGAGGCCAGAAUAAAAAUACCAAAUAAAAAAAUUGAUUUUUUUGGAAAAAGCUCAGAUUUUCGAUUUAUGAUUUUGAGUUGUAUAAAUAACAUUGUGAAUUUCUCUUGGGAAUGAAUAAAGUAUCUGUCUAUCUAAAA
Molecule: messenger RNA, 1525 nt
Organism: Scatophagus argus
Lineage: Eukaryota; Metazoa; Chordata; Actinopteri; Scatophagidae
Exons: 5
Coding region: 391-1401 (336 amino acids)
Source: RefSeq, a predicted model, not a curated record